Salvelinus sp. IW2-2015 is the source of this 2586-nucleotide messenger RNA. Its product is annotated as neuroendocrine convertase 2-like. Gene Ontology annotation, molecular function: serine-type endopeptidase activity. Gene Ontology annotation, cellular component: membrane; neuron projection. The record is from RefSeq and is a predicted model, not a curated record. Gene Ontology annotation, biological process: peptide hormone processing. NCBI's taxonomy places the organism in Eukaryota, Metazoa, Chordata, Actinopteri, Salmoniformes, Salmonidae.
GGGGCUGAUAAAUGAUAGAUGAAGGAGGAGAGAAAGCUGAGGAUGCAGGUUUGGUCCCAAACACAAUCAUCCAUCGAAUCGUCUCGUAGCAUCGCCCACGUCAAAGAGACGCUAAAACSUGAAGGACGGUCCCACUUCCACUAGCCCUCCGCUGCGGAGGAGAUGUAUUCCCAAAGGGACUAAUUCAUACGUCUCUUCAAAGGAGCACACCGAAUUCACUUCGACAGGCACCUUGAUACAAGCUAGAAAUGAUGAUUGYAUCUCUCAGAUAUGGGACAGCAGUUGUAUUGAUAUUACUCAAAGCACUGUUUCUUGCGACACACGCCACAGAGGAUGGGAUCUUUACAAAUCAUCUCUUGGUUCAGUUGCAUGAAGGUGCACAUGAUGAAGCGCACCAACUUGCAACAGAGCACGGGUUUCAUAGUGCCCGGAAGCUUCCCUUUGGCGAGGGUCUUUUUCACUUCUACCCCCAGAACACCCAUCAGAGGAGGAGCAAACGCAGCCUUCGCCACAGACAGCGCCUGGAGAAGGACCGCAGGGUAAAGAAUGUGUUGGACCAAGAGGGCUUCGGCCGACAGAAGCGAGGCUACAGAAGCAUCGAUGAAAUUUACAUCAAAAUGACCGACCCCCUAUUCAGCAAACAGUGGUAUCUGAUCAACACUGGCCAGGCUGAUGGGACCCCCGGACUCGACCUCAAUGUGGCUGAGGCUUGGGGACUGGGUUACACCGGGAGAGGCAUCACCAUAGCUAUCAUGGACGAUGGGAUCGAUUAUCUCCACCCAGAUCUUGCAUCAAACUACAAUGCAGAGGCCAGCUUUGACUUCAGCAGCAAUGACCCAUACCCAUAUCCCCGCUACACGGAUGACUGGUUUAACAGUCAUGGAACAAGGUGUGCUGGUGAGGUGUCUGCAGCAGCCAACAACAACAUCUGCGGAGUGGGAGUGGCCUACAACUCUAAGGUGGCAGGUAUCCGUAUGCUGGACCAACCCUUCAUGACGGACAUCAUCGAGGCAUCAUCCAUCAGCCAUAUGCCCCAGGUCAUUGACAUCUACAGUGCUAGUUGGGGUCCCACCGAUGACGGCAAGACAGUAGACGGACCCAGAGAGCUCACUUUGCAAGCCAUGGCUGAUGGAGUCAACAAGGGCCGAGGAGGGAAAGGCAGUAUCUACGUAUGGGCCUCUGGAGACGGUGGUAGCUAUGACGACUGUAACUGCGAUGGUUACGCCUCCAGCAUGUGGACCAUCUCCAUCAACUCAGCCAUCAACGACGGCCGCACGGCCCUGUAUGACGAGAGCUGCUCCUCCACCCUCGCAUCCACCUUCAGCAACGGACGCAAGAGGAACCCUGAGGCUGGCGUGGCCACCACGGACCUGUAUGGAAACUGCACCCUGCGCCACUCUGGAACAUCAGCAGCAGCUCCUGAAGCAGCCGGAGUGUUUGCCUUGGCGUUGGAGGCCAAUCCUAACCUGACAUGGAGGGACAUACAGCACUUGUCCGUGCUGACCUCCAAGAGAAACCAGCUACAUGACGAGGUGCACCAGUGGCGGAGGAACGGUGUGGGCCUGGAGUUCAACCACCUGUUUGGUUACGGUGUGCUGGACGCUGGCGGCAUGGUCAAGAUGGCCAAGGAGUGGAAGACUGUCCCCGAGCGUUUUCACUGCGUGGCUGGAUCAUUGCAGGAUGUCCAUAUGAUCCAAUCGGGUGACAAGCUGAUCCUGACCAUCUCCACUGACUCCUGCCAGGGGAAGGACAACUUUGUCCGCUACCUGGAGCACGUUCAGGCUGUGGUCACAGUCAAUGGUAGUCGCCGUGGCGACCUCAACAUCAACAUGACCUCCCCCAUGGGCACCAAGUCCAUCCUGCUGAGCUGCCGGCCCCGGGACGACGACGCCAAGGUGGGCUUUGACAAGUGGCCCUUUAUGACCACACACACCUGGGGAGAGGACCCCCGCGGGACAUGGGUCCUGGAGGUGGGCUUCCAGGGAGACAAGCCACAGAGAGGGGCCCUGAAGGAGUGGAACCUCAUGCUCCAUGGAACACAAAGUGCCCCUUACAUAGACCAGAUAGUGCGCGACUACCAGUCCAAACUAGCCAUGUCAAAAAAGGAGGAGCUGGAGGAAGAGCUGGACGAGGCAGUGGAGAGGAGUCUGAAGAGCCUGCUGAGUAAAAACUAGCUGACGUAGCUAACUAAACACCGUCUGGUCAGGUCUGCAUGCCGGGCCGGUCUUGCUCUCUACUUCUCUCCUAUCUUUCUCUCACUUCCCCUCUCUUUUUCUCGCACUUUCCACUUCUCACACUUUCUCUGCCCCUUCUCGCUUUAUCUUGCCCUCUCUCUCACUUUCUCUCCUGACUCCCUUUCUCUCCUCUCUCAUUUUCUUUCCUCCCCUCCCACCCUUUUCUCUGUUUUUGUGUUUAUAUUAGCCAUCUACUUCCAACUAAUGUUUCUUGUAAUCCGAAGAUGAUGAUGAUAAAAGUGUAACCUUAAAAUAAUCUUAUCUAUAGAGAAAACAAAAAGAUCCUAUCUGGCUUUCAGUCUAUGUUUUUGUACACAUGACAAAAAUGUAUAUAAACAUAAUGCAUCCACUA